AUGUUUACGGAAGAUUCUCUGCCUCCUGAGUUUCAUACAAUCUUCGAUUUCUGCGAUCUUUGCUUUUCAAUUGACCAAAGUAAUCUACCAAGAAUACAAGAAAUGAUCAAAGAAGUUAUUGAAAAAUCUAUUCUUACAAUUUACCAGAUUUUAUCAAUCGUUGAUUGCGUUUUAAUGUGCAAAAUACAUGAUAGGAACGGUACCCUAAGAUUUGUCCAUAAAUUGUUGGAUCUUUACGAAUUUGAUUUUUCAAAAGUUACUGAAAUACAAUAUCCAUUCCUAUUUCUCGCGCUUAUCCAGUUCCAAAAGAUCAAUGCCGAAAGUGAGAUAGUCGCAGAUUUGGAAACAGGACCAUUGACUGAAGCAGAUCUCAGAUCAAUAGAUGAAACAGGUUCAUUGGGCAAUUCCAUUAAAAAUGAUGACCUUGAUAAGCUUAUAGAAUACUCUGCUGAUCCAAAAUUCUCAGUUGAACAAAGAAUUUUCCAAAAUUCUUUAUUAGAAUUAGCUGCUUUGUAUGGAUCAUUGAAUUGCUUCAAAUUCUUGCAAGUUAAAGGUGCUAAAUUCACAGAGAAAACAGUUAUGAACAGUAUCAAAUCUGAUAAUUACGAAAUUUUUCACAUUGCGGAACAAAAUGUGAAAAUAAACAAAAAAAUGUUAGAUGAAGCAAUUUUACAACACAACGAUCCAAUUAUCAACUACAUCAUUGAUAAGUACUCCAUUAAUUAUAGCUACUCUGCUUGCGCAAAAUCCUUUAACUUCAAAUAUUUAUUUAAUAAAUUAAUCCAAUCAGGAGAUAUCAACAAUUUUGAUUCUCCUGAUGGAAAUUGUUUGUUGUGUUUAUGCGGUACAUGUUUUGAUAUGUUUGUUAAGUUCUUAUGCGAGCAUGGCGCAGACGCAAAUAUAUUCGAUAGCCAAGGCCACACUCCUAUUUAUUAUGCGACAGAAUAUUGUGAAUCCAAAAACAUGAAAAUUCUCAUUGAACAUGGAGCUGAUAUUUUCAAAGCGAAAUAUGAAGACAACCAAAUGAACAUUUUAAUGAAAGCAUGCAAGAGUAAUGAUUUAGAAGUUGUUAAGACUAUUAUGGAUUGCAAGGAUAGACCAGAAUUUUAUAAGUUCUUGAAGGAAACAGAUAUUGAUGGGAAAACUUCACUUCAUUUUGCAAUUGGAAGUGGAAACAUUGAAAUCAUUGAUUUGCUUAUAGAUAGUGGUUUAGAUAUAAAUUGUGCUGAUAGAGCUAAGUGCACACCAUUUAUGGUUGCCUGCCAUAUUCACGGAAAUGACAUUAAUUUGCUCAAGCAUCUCAUCGAAAAAGGUGCAGACAUUCAUAAGAAAGAUCAUAUUGGAUGCACUUGUUUAAGUUAUCUUGUUGAUGAAGAACAACUUGAAGGAUUAAAGUUCUUAGUUGAACAAGGUGCAGACAUAAAUGUAAGGAACCAAUUAGGAACAACUCCUCUUCUUAAAGUUGCCGAUACUAAUAACACAGAAAUUGCUAAAUACCUUAUCGAAAAAGGUGCAAAUGUAAAUUAUACAGGAUACAAAGGAAUUUCUCCAUUAAUGAAAGCAUCGAAACACAACUGUUUAGGAACAAUCAAACUGUUAUUAGAGCAUGGUGCUGAUAGAUAUAAAACAAAUGAUGAAGGCAUGAAUUGUUUAGAAUUCGCCAUAAGUGCAAACAGUUAUGAUGCUGUUAAAUUGCUAUUGGAAAAUGGAAUUGAUCCAAACAAAGGAAGAUCUCCACUCUUGAUGGCGUGUGCAAAUAACUACACAGAAAUCAUUCAGCUCCUUAUUGAUCAUGGAUGCAAGAUCGAUACAAUUCAUGAAAAUGGAAUUCAGCCUUUGACAAUGGCCAUUUUCAUGAGACAAUAUGAAGCUGUAAAAGUUCUUGUCGAAAAUGGAGCUGACUUUGACAUAAGAUAUAACGGAGAACCAAUGGUUUUAAUGGCUUUGAGAGUUCAGGAUCCAUUGAUAGCUGCUUAUCUAGUAAGAAAAGGAGCAAACAUUAAUUAUUAUUUUGAAAAGAUGAACUUUGUUGUUUAUUGCAUUGUUCACAAGAUUUUCCCUGUAUUGGAUGCAAUUAGUGAAACAUAUCCAGAAUUAUGGAAUGAAAUUAUAGGAAAAACUGCUAACUAA
Molecule: messenger RNA, 2130 nt
Organism: Trichomonas vaginalis G3
Lineage: Eukaryota; Parabasalia; Trichomonadida; Trichomonadidae
Product: spectrin binding
Exons: 1
Coding region: 1-2130 (709 amino acids)
Molecular function (GO): protein binding
Source: RefSeq, a predicted model, not a curated record